Molecule: messenger RNA, 4019 nt
Organism: Salvelinus fontinalis (brook trout)
Lineage: Eukaryota; Metazoa; Chordata; Actinopteri; Salmoniformes; Salmonidae
Product: acid-sensing ion channel 1C-like
Exons: 2
Coding region: 1055-1651 (198 amino acids)
Biological process (GO): sodium ion transmembrane transport
Cellular component (GO): membrane
Source: RefSeq, a predicted model, not a curated record
GGGGCUAGAAAGAGUGGUGGUGGGAGGGAGCAAGAGCAGCAAGCGAGCAAGCGAGGGAGCGAAAGAGAGGGAAGAAUAGAAAUCUGUAUGUUGAGAUCAGGAGAAACGCUAAUGGUGCUGAACAGGCUUUAGUGGCUCGGAUGGCGAAGGUGGCCGUAAAGCAUCAAGAUGUGCAUGGGCUUCCUUGCUAAUUGUGGAUGAGAGCGAAGCAAGGAAGUACAUACCGUGGAGGCUACCUACCAACACUGGGCUUGUCUGUCAACCACACAGGAGAGGUGGGUUAGUGGGAGGUCUAUGACCCCCCUCAUCAUUUUCAUCUGGAGAAAAGAGAGAAUAGAGUGACAGAGAGAGAAAAUAAAAUAAAUUAAGGUGACAGCGAAAGAUAGUGAGCCAUCUCUCUCUUUAUUCCUUUCCCCAUUCCAAAAUCCAUUGCAUCCCUUUAUCACCGAAAUGUAGUGGCGUUCAUGCCGAUUGGAGGAGGAAGGGUCCCAUUGACUGUUGAGGCUGAACCCCUCUCUUCAGCCCUCCGCAGCCCUUUCAUUACCAGUCCCCAUCUCUCCCUCUCCUCUCCCUCACUUCCGACCGUUAUUUUCUCCUGUUUGUUCUUUUCAUCAUCCUUUUCACACUGCCCAGGGUACAGAGGGCAUUCCCUUUUUGGUAGAAGUGGGUGUUUCUGGAGCUGUCAUUGUGUUUGGUUCUGCUACAAAAGACAGCAGAGCGGGAGAGAGAGACAGAGUGAGCGCUAGAGAGAAAGAGAAUAGAAGAGGAGCUUCAAAGAAGAGGGGGGACCUGGGACUACAUGGAAGAACUAAGACCCUCUGGAAGGUGGAUUGUUAUAAAAGAGGAAUUGUAAAAGCGGCUGGCAACCAUUUUAUAGCGGUUAGAAUUUGCCACUUGCAGAUUAUCGUUGGAAUAAAAGGCUCAGGUUGCCGCGCCAAAACAUUGGUGACUGGUUGGUUUAUGCUACGUUCUGUUGCUAAGCAAGUGUCUCGAAACUGAAGUUCUUGUUGAGGAAAUACUAGUGUCUUGAGGAUAACUCACCCAACCUGCAACCAUGAAGGGGGACUCAGAGGAAAGCAUCGAGAGCAUCCGGCCCUCCAACCUGCAAGCAUUCGCAAACAUGUCCACUCUACAUGGCAUGAGCCACAUAUUUGCCUACGGGCACAUGACGUUUCGCCGCUUCCUCUGGACACUCUCGUUCCUGGGCUCGCUGGCCUUGCUGAUGCUGGUGUGCAUGGACCGCGUGUCCUACUACUUUGAGUAUCCUCACGUCACUAAACUGGAUGAGGUGGCGGCGCCUAACCUCACCUUCCCUGCUGUGACCUUCUGCAACCUCAACGAGUUCCGCUUCUCCCAGAUCACCAGGAACGACCUGUAUCAUGUGGGGGAGCUCUUGGCCCUCCUGAACUCCAACUAUCAGAUAGCCAACACUCACCUGGCCGAGCCCGAGGUGCUCGACGCCCUCAAGGAUAAGGCCAACUUCCUCAACUUCAAGCCCAAGCAGUUCAACAUGACAGACUUCUACAACCGCACGGGCCACGAUAUCAAUGACAUGCUGCUGCAUUGCACCUUCCGGGGAUCGGAGUGUUACCCAUGGAACUUCACUACCGAACUGAGCCCUAGGACCAUACGUCAGGACUACUGGGCAUGAUGACUCCUUGCCGUCCCCAGUCCACCUGGCCUUGCUGCUGUUCCAGUUUCAACUGUUCUGUCUGCAGUUAUGGAACCCCUACCUGUCCCAGACCUGCUGUUUUCAACUCUUAAUGAUCGGCUAUGAAAAGCCACCUGACAUUUAUUCCUGAUUAUUAUUUGACCGAGCUUGUCAUUUAUGAACAUUUUGAACAUCUUGGCUCUCUCUAAUUCUCUCCUUCUCUCUUUCUUUCUCUCUCUCGGAGGAACUGAGCCCUAGGACCAUACGUCAGGACUACCGGGCAUGAUGACUCCUUGCUGUCCCAAGUCCACCUGGCCUUGCUGCUGUCCCAGUUUCAACUGUUCUGCCUGCGGUUAUGGAACCCCUACCUGUCCCAGACCUGCUGUUUUCAACUCUUAAUUAUCGGCUAUGAAAAGCCAACUGACAUGUAUUCCUGAUUAUUAUUUGACCAUGCUUGUCAUUUAUGAACAUUUUGAACAUCUUGGCCAUGUUCUGUUAUAAUCUCCACCCGGCACAGCCAGAAGAGGACUGGCCACCCCUCAUAGCCUGGUUCCUCUCUAGGUUUCUUCCUAGGUUUUGGCCUUUCUAGGGAGUUUUUCCUAGCCACCGUGCUUCUACACCUGCAUUGCUUGCUGUUUGGGGUUUUAGGCUGGGUUUCUGUACAGCACUUCGAGAUAUUAGCUGAUGUACGAAGGGCUAUAUAAAAUAAACUUUGAUUGAUUGAUUGAUUGAUCAUGCCCAAUUCUCUGCUUCAAGCAGUUCUCAGUUGGUCAUAAUAAAGUGAAGUCAAAGCUAUUCUUACCCAAUUUGUGGGAGACCUACGUAUUGGUUCCAGUGCCAGUGUCCGAUUGAAUCUCGCAUGUGCCACCUAUAGUGAAUAAAUGUGUCACUAUGAACUGUAAGUCAAUUUAGAAGAUAAAAUUAUCCUCUUAUUUACCACAGACUACAGUAUUAGCUCCUUCAUCAGCUGACUAAAGAAUGUCCAGAAUGGAAGAGGUGCUGCUCUCAUCUCCCUUCCAACCCACAUCGAUCAUGGCCGUGGGAAGGUUCGCUGCAGUGCUGACAAGUCAAUGUCUCUCUCCCAUUCCCUCUCUCUAUAUCUCUCUAUCCCCCUCUCUCAAUCGUUCUCACCUCUCUCUCUCUCUCUCUUCCUCUCUCCUCUUUUCUCUCUCCAUACUGAGUCAGGUCCAACACGCCGGAGAGAGAUCACUCCACUGUAUAUAAAUGAAAGGAGAUAAUUGUCUUGUUGCUUUAUUAUCUGCUAGCUCUGCUGAGUGCUAUUUCAAAACUUCUCACGGUGAUGUGCCAACGCUCGUUUCAGGGGCUAAUGAUGGAAGAUUUGAACUCAUUCACAUGUGUCGUGCAGAGCAGGGGAUGAGUAAUGACAAUGUGAAGACAGCAUCUGUUUUGUUGGGCAGUGUUGCAGUAGGUGACACGACUGCUGGUGAUUCAUUAGGAUUAUACGUUGGACAGACUUGUUUCAUUUUUUCAUAAACAAUCUUGUGUUGUUGACACUUGGAAUAUUCUGCACAUAUACCGUACAGAAUGUCUUCUUUCCAAUAGUAAACAAUGUCUUGAUUCUUUGCAGCCCACACCCGUCAUUAACAAUUUCUAAAGAUUUUCUUUUGAUAAUAAUAAUAAUAAUCAAUAGAUUUUUGGUAAAGAACAGUCAUUAUUCAGGCUAGACGUUCCCGUUUUCAGAGCUCUAUCAUGCUUUCAAUGGCAGCUAUCUACACUACUAGGGUGUUACAUGUUGUUUGCAAGAUCCUGUAUUUCAGUUCUCCCAGUAACUGGCUGGUAUCUGCAUUCUCCAAUGCCAUGUCUUCUUUGGACCGAUGUGUUUAGUGUUAUCUGUUCUAACCAUUUCCCAGACUGUGUUGGGGUCUUGCUAAUCUAAAUUGCUUGAGUCUAAACUUAUACAGGACUUUAAGAUAGUGAAAAAGUCAAUAGUGAUGUAUUCUCUAUCUUAAUUGAGUCAUUUUAGGGCUGAUAAUUGUCUUCCUUGGUCAAAAUUAUUGGAAAAUGUGUGUGUGAAUUUUUCUGUGAUUAGUGCAAUGAGGUUCCUUAAUUGUUUGCUAUAUUUCAAUAACUAAGAUAAUAAACACAUAGUAAUAAUAGAUUUUUAUCAGAAUCAUUAUUUUUUGUCGCAGUAAUGUUGACAAUGGCAUAAACGUAGGACAUAAACCAAUACAUAGAUGUGAUUGUGAGUAACUACAACUUGUUACCAUACUGUUUCCAUAAUAUUUACACUUUAUUCAGUGCUGUAAUUUGAAGUUCCAUCUAGCUGCACAUAGUCUACCAAACAGCCGCACAUCAAUUUGGGCCCGAGCCAUGGAUGCGGUGCAGAGUGCCAGUUGUAAUAUAAUAU